Molecule: messenger RNA, 4981 nt
Organism: Oncorhynchus gorbuscha (pink salmon)
Lineage: Eukaryota; Metazoa; Chordata; Actinopteri; Salmoniformes; Salmonidae
Product: transmembrane protein 132D-like
Exons: 9
Coding region: 466-3945 (1159 amino acids)
Source: RefSeq, a predicted model, not a curated record
UUUAGUGCCCCAAGGGGUUGCGCACAAGGCAGUCGGUGAUCUGUGAACACACAUGGAACAUUUCAGCGCAGUCAGUCCCAACGAUGGUCAAAGUUGGGUAAAUGUCUGAGAGCUGAUGCAAGGACUUCAAAAUGAAUCAGAUGGAGUUGCUGUAUCAAAUAAUCGUAUUCGGUAUGGCGGUAUAAGGAAUACAAGAAAAAAGAAAAGCACAUCGAAACUUGGCUGAUCGCUAUCUGAUUAACGGGACGGGACGUCUCCAAGUUCGUUAAGCAAAACCUUUCCACCAUCGAGACAGUUUCUGAUAGCUCAAUGUAUAGUUUAUGUGACGCACGGAGUGCACAAGACAAGGCUGUAUUCGUACAGGUGCGAUUUUGUAGCCUGCACUAGUCAAGCUACUCUUCUUGGGUUGUUGAAACUCACGAAACUCCGAGACUGGAAGUUACAUGGAAUAAAGUGACAGCCAAAAUGAGCAUUUACUCUCAUAUCUGGAGGUUUUUACAGAUAUUCCUUGCGACGAUUGUCACAGUUGUCACCCAAGAGUUGAACAGUCAGGAGAUGUCAGACAACACCAAGAGCUCUCUGCCAUUCCCUGUGUUCCUUCCAGUCAACUACCAGGUGCGAGAUGCAGACUGCUUCUUCCUGAAGGAGACCGGUCAGGACAUCAUGAGAAACUCCAGCCUGCAGACACAGACACAGCCAUUUGUCAUCCUGAGAGCCAGCCGGCCGCCUAUUGUCAACGCCAGCUAUGGGCCCCUGUCCAAAGAGCAGCCUGUCCCUCUAGACCUGAUCCAGUCUGUGCAGCUGUUCCGGGCCCCGGGGGUAUUCACCUAUAACUGGAAGGUCCAGUUCUUUGUGCUGACCCCCCGGGUCUACUCAUCCAUGCCCAAGGUGCAGGUGUUGUUCUAUGUGGCUGGGAGGGACUGGGACAGGGGAGCAGAGGGAUUAAAUGAUGAGUUGCCCUGUGUGAUGUUGUUUGCCUUCUGGCAGACCCAGGAGGUAAGGGGCUCCUGUGCCCUUGGAGGUCAGAGGGGCACCUGCAUGGCUGAGCUGGAGCCUGUAGCCAGCUGGUUUAGUCCCGCAGCAGAGAGCUCUAGCCGGGAGAGGCUGUACCUAACAGAGGGCAACACAGUAGAGCUGUACUACCAGGCCCGGCCCAGUGCCUACGGGAAGUGCAGGGAGUGGGAUGGGGGCCGCUGGGAUAGCUCAGAGCAGCAGCAGCAGGCUGAGUACGUCCCUGUUACUCCAAUGCAAAGAAUCGGCAGUGUACGCCUCCUUCAGGUGCCCAAGGGAGCUGCAUCUGUGUCUCAACUCAAGCUGGGAAAGGCCGUUGUCAUUCAGACCUCCUCCAAACCCCUGAAGAAAGAUAUCGCCACUUUCAACAUCCUCACGGCCAGCUCCUCCUCCCUGAAGAACUUCACUCUGCGAGCGAUUGUAAAGAAGGGAGUGUCGUUUCGCACAGCAACACCUAGUAACUCGUUGCUGUGGGACAUCACUCUGGACGCUGGAGCAGAUGGCACCAUCACUGUUGUUUGUCAGAGGAAAUCUGCCAUACAGGGAAAAAGGCUGGACAGCAGUCUACUGGAGGUCCUACAGAUGGACUUUCAGGUGGAGGAGCAGAGCAGCCAAUCAGACAGCCAGGUCAUCACAUGGCGCCUGGAGUUUCCCGCAGACACCAGGGAUGGGGGGAAGGAGGGUUCCAUGGAGAUCUACACCACCCAGAGAGACUUUGUGGGCCUGGCCACACUCGUCAUGGACACAGAGAUCCUGAACACGGCGGUGCUGACUGGGAAGAAGGUGGUGUUGCCUGUCAGGACUGUGGCUGUGGAGGAGGACGGGUCAGUCACUGACGUCUCAGACUUCACCAACUGCAGCUCCACUGAUGAGGACAUCCUGAAGGUGUCAGACAGGUGUGACUACGUGUUUGUGAAUGGGAAGGAGAUGAAGGGCAAGGUGAGGAUGAUGGUGAACUUCACCUACAGCUACCUGAGUGCCCAGCUGGAGAUGAAUGUAUGGAUCCCACGGCUGCCCCUCCAGAUCGAGGUGUCUGACACAGAGCUCAGCCAGAUCAAGGGAUGGAGGGUGCCCAUCAUGACCAGCAAGAGGCUCAGCUGGAACAGUGAUGAGGAGGAGGAUAAGAAGGGUAAAGGCUGCAUGUUGCAGUUCCAGCAUGCCCUUGUGCGUGUGAUCACACACUUCAUCGCCGAGCAGUCGGACCCCCGGGAGCCCCAGGUCUACUUUCUGGGCUCAGACUGGCAGGUGGACGUCACCAGGCUUGUGCGCCAUUUCCUCAAGGUGGAGGACACUCGCAUCGCCAGACUGCAGGCAGGGAGGGUGCUGUCAGGACAAGACAUGGGGACCACCUCCAUCCAGGUGUUCUCCCCCCUCUCAGACUCAAUCUUGGCAGAGAAGACCGUGACGGUAGUGAAUGACAAAGUGACCAUCACAGAGCUGGGGGUGCAACUGGUCACCGGCCUGGCUCUGUCCCUGCAGCUCAGCCCAGGAAGCAACAGGGCCAUCCUCGCCACGGCAACCAUACAGGAAGUGCUGCAGAGCCCCAAACAGAAGGCUGUGGUUAGUUCCUGGGUCCAGUUCAGCGAUGGCUCCCUGACCCCUCUGGACAUUUAUGACCCGGCCUACUACCGCGUGACACUGACCUCUCUGGACCAGGGCGUGGUGUCGGUGCAGGGCUCCCCGCCUGCAGUGGUGGCAGAGGGCGAGGGACAGGGUGUGCUGGUCAGGGUGGAGAUGGCCAUCUGUGAGGCUUGCCAGAAGUCCAAACGGAAGAGCUCGCUGGCCGUUGGCAGCGGCAGCCUCAAGGUCAAGUUCCAGGUCAACAGCCGGCGCUUUUCCAGCAAUAGUAGCAGCAACAGUAGCAGCAGUAGUGGAGGUGGGGUUGGCAGUGGCAGUAGUAAGGACAGCAGCAGUGACUAUGGGAAUGAUGGAGAGGAGGUGGACAGUGAGAGGAAGCAACAGCAGCCACAGCAGCCCCUGCCCAGCAGCUCAGCCUCAGAGCGGGAGGAGAGCGCCAUGCGCAAGGUCACCACAACCGCCAAAUCCAGUGAGCCAGACGCCGCUCCGGGGAGCUUGUCCAGCGGUGGCAGCAGCCACGGCGGAAUGGGGAGGGCGAGUGAAUCAGGAAGUUUCUUAAAUGCUGCAACCAUCAACAGUCCUGCCAGCCCCAUCAAUGACAGUGAUGUUAGCAGCCCUAGUGACUAUGGUACAGCUGAGGGGACAGACAAUGGGUUAAUUGGAGGUAUAGGUAGUGUUGCAGUCAGUAGCACUGUGAAGACACUUGGUAACCUGAUCCACUACAAUAACUUCCCCUCUCAGGUGGAGGUGCCUGACCAGGAGCGAGUCGAGGUGGACAGGGGCAAUGAGGACAUGCUGUCUAACCGGCCUCUCUCAGACUUGGAGAUCGGCAUGUACGCUCUGCUGGGGGUCUUCUGCCUGGCCAUCCUGGUCUUCUUGGUGAACUGCAUCUCUUACGUAGUAAAGUUCAGGCACAAACAUCCCUCCUCUCAUGGCCAGGAGCCCACAGGGCACAGGCACGACUGGGUGUGGCUGGGCACUGAUGCAGAGCUGGUGAUGAAUGUGCCUGGCACUCCCCUCCAGCAAGACGACCACAGCACCACAACAGUCAUAGACAUUGGGCCUGAUAAGACUGCCUCCCUGCCCAGGCAGCCCAGCUGCCUAGCCUCCUCUAGACCCUCCUCUCCUUUGGUCUGUGGGGGCUCCCUCGGGGCCAAGCCCAUGAACCGCACUGAGUCCCUCCACUCCCCCACAAGCAAGAGGAAGAGGGUCCAGUUCACCACCUUUGCCUCUCUGGACCGUGAGCACUCCCCACACCUCCCCAGAGAGAACGGCCAUGGCAUCCACUGGGUGGGGAAGGAGGAGAACUAUGUUGAACCCCAAGUGCCCAUCACAGAACCCGUGGACCAUUUAUAAUACACAAAGGGACCGUUUCACCCCAACUGUGGGUGUGUAUGUGGCUUUGAUUGCCUCAAUGCCUUUAUUUAUAGAUAAAAGCAGACACAACAUAAGGAGCAUCACCGCAAGUGGUUAUACUUAUUCAUUAUUUGUGGUUAGUUUUAAAUAUCUGUUAAGGCGUCUUACAUGUAAAUAUCUUAAAUGCUUUGUGAGAGACAUUUUUUGUAUUAGAUAUUAGAGAAAACACUGUGAAUACGUGUGAGGAUGCUUCUCAUCAACCGACUAAUGGCACUUUGUGUGGUGGACAGGAUAAAACGUUUGACUCAGGCCAGUUGAAAUAUCUUUUUUUUUAACAAAAAAACAGAGGGUCUUGUUGCAUGUGAAAAAUGUAAUUGUCUUACCUUUUACACUCACAUGGUGGUACCCCCUAAAGCAGGGAUAUUCAACUAGAUUCAGCCACCGGCCAAUUCUUUUCUUUGUAGAAUGCAAAUUGACUUCAAGAAGCCGAAACGGAUAUAAUAUUUGACUAUAGAAUAAUCAUUUCAAACCUUGCUUACAUUUGUACACAAUCACAUAAACUACAUGACCACUCGUUGAACAUCUCAUUCUAAAAUCAUGGGAAUUAAUAUGGAGUUGGUCCCCUUUUGCUGCUAUAACAACCUCCACUCUUCUGGGAAGGCUUUCCACUAGAUGUUGGAACAUUGCUGUGGGGACAUGCUUCCAUUCAGCCACAACAACAUUAGUGAGGUCAGGCACUGAUGUUGGGCAAUUAUGCAUGGCUCGCAGUCGGCGUUCUAAUUCAUUAUCAUGCGGAAACAUGAAAGGGCCUUCCCCAAACUGUUGCCACAAAGUUGUAAGAAGCACAGAAUCGUCUAUAAUGUCAUUGUAUGCUGUAGUCUUAAGAUUUACCUUCAUUGGGGCCUAGCCCGAAUCAUGAAAAACAGCCCCAGACCACCUCUAUCAAACUUUAUAGUUGGCACUAUGCAUUGGGGCCGGUAGCGUUCUCCUGGCAUCCGCCAAACCCAGAUUCGUCCAUCAGACUGCCAGAUGGUGA